This is a messenger RNA of Nyctereutes procyonoides (raccoon dog), 2297 nucleotides long. RefSeq names its product Rho GTPase activating protein 9 (gene ARHGAP9). Gene Ontology annotation, biological process: regulation of GTPase activity; signal transduction. Gene Ontology annotation, cellular component: cytoplasm. The transcript is spliced from 17 exons. Lineage: Eukaryota; Metazoa; Chordata; Mammalia; Carnivora; Canidae. The coding region runs from base 1 to 2226 and encodes 741 amino acids. The record is from RefSeq and is a predicted model, not a curated record. Gene Ontology annotation, molecular function: protein binding.
AUGCUGUCAGGCCGGUGGUGGUCAAGUACCCGGGGGAACCUUGGACUGGGGCCCCAAAACCCUUCUCGGGGAUCCCAGCUGUGUGCCCUCUAUGCCUUCACUUACACUGGGGCAGAUGGCCGACAAGUGUCCCUGGCUGAAGGGGAUAGGUUUCUACUGCUUCGAAAGACCAACUCAGACUGGUGGUUGGCAAGGCGCCUGGGAGCACCCGCCACUUCUCGACCCAUCUUUGUCCCAGCUGCCUACGUGACAGAGGAAUCUAGCCCUUCCCAGAGCCCAACCACCACCAAUCCCAGCCAAUCCCUCUGGACUCCUGGGCCAAAGUUGCAUCUUGGCUCCAGGGAGGAGCUGCAACUGCCUCAGGAAGCCCCAGGCAGAACCCAGACAAGCUCUAAGCAGCCUCCUCCUCUUCCCCCCAAAAUGUGUAGAAGUGUCAGUGUUACCAAUUUGAGGCCUAGCCUCCUGAAGCCCUUCCAGGAAGGAGCAAGUGGCAGAUCCCUCUCACAGGAAGACUUACUGACAGAGGCCGGUGCCAACAAGGCAAGACCCCAGCCCCUCAUGUCAGAGCACCCUGUGUACUGCAACCUAGUGGACCUUCGCCGCUGCCCCCGGUCUCCCCCCACGAGCCCCGCGUGCGCCCCACUGCAGAGGCUGGACUCCUGGGAGCAGCACUUGGACCUCAACUCCGGACGCUGCUUCUACAUACAUUCGCUGACUGGCUGCAAGUCCUGGAAGCCCCCACGCCGCACUCGCCUGCGGGAGAUGAACCCCGUCUCCAUGGAGGGGAUGCAGACCCUGAGUCGGGACAACGGCCUCCUGCCACCUCAGGCAAAGGGCUCUGAAGCUGACCCAGCGCCCCCAGAACUGCGCAGCCCCCAGGGCUCACCCUGCCUCCACCAGCGCACCUCCCAGCUCCAGCCGGCAGACCUGCCCUCAGCCUUGCAGCCCUCCCGACCUCUGCCGCAGGUCCUGGACGACCCCCACGAGGUGGAAAAGUCGGGCCUGCUCAACGUGACCAAGAUCGCCCAGGGGGGGCGAAAGCUCAGGAAGAACUGGAGCCCGUCUUGGGUGGUGUUGGCAGGUAACAGCUUGGUGUUCUACCGGGAGCCGCCGGCCGCCGGGCCCUCCUCCCUCUGGGGACCAGCGGGUAGCCGACCCGAAAGCAGCGUGGACCUGCGUGGGGCAGCCCUGGCCCACGGUCGCCACCUGUCCAGCCGCCGCAACGUCCUGCACAUCCGCACGGUCCCUGGGCACGAGUUCCUGCUGCAGUCAGACCACGAGGCCGAGCUGCGAGCCUGGCACCGCGCGCUGCGGGCGGUCAUCGAGCGCCUGGACCGGGAGAACCCGCUGGAGCUGCGCCUGUCGGGGUCGGGGCCCGCGGAGCUGGAGGAGCUGAGCGGCGGGGAGGACGACGAAGAGGAGUCGGAGCCGGUGUCCAAGCCGCUGCUGCGGCUCAGCGGUCGCCGGAGCUCUGGGCGCUGUCCCGAAGGCACCGAGCAGAACCGCGUGCGGAACAAGCUGAAGCGGCUCAUCGCCAAGAGACCGCCCUUGCAGAGCCUGCAGGAGCGCGGCCUGCUCCGCGAUCAGGUGUUCGGCUGCCAGUUGGAAUCACUGUGCCAGCGGGAAGGGGACACGGUGCCCAGCUUUGUGCGGCUCUGCAUUGCUGCUGUGGAUAAGAGAGGUCUAGACGUGGAUGGCAUUUACCGGGUGAGCGGGAACCUGGCUGUGGUCCAGAAACUUCGCUUCCUGGUGGACAGAGAGCGGGCGAUCACCUCCGAUGGGCGGUAUGUGUUCCCAGAACAGCCAGGACAAGAAGGCCGACUAGAUUUGGACAGUGCUGAGUGGGAUGAUAUUCACGUGGUCACAGGAGCCCUGAAGCUUUUUCUCAGGGAGCUACCCCAGCCUCUGGUGCCUCCACUGCUCCUGCCGGAUUUUCGCGCUGCCCUUGCACUCUCGGAAUCAGAACAGCGCGUCUCUCAAAUCCGAGAAUUAAUAGGCUCAAUGCCCAGGCCCAACCAUGACACUCUGCGGUACCUCCUGGAACAUUUAUGCAGGGUGAUAGCACACUCAGAUAAGAACCGCAUGACCCCCCACAACCUGGGAAUCGUGUUUGGGCCUACCCUGUUUCGGCCAGAGCAAGAGACAUCUGACCCAGCUGCCCAUGCUCUCUACCCUGGGCAGUUAGUCCAACUCAUGCUCACUGACUUCAGCAGCCUUUUCCCCUGAUUGGGGCAAGGAGGAAGACAAAAUGUGGUUCCACUGAUCUCUGCUGGGUACCCUUUAGUGGGGGGUGAGGA